GUUUUUUAAAUAUCAGUAUAUUGUGAUUUAUACUGAUUUUUGUGUUAGAAAAGGGCUAACACCUCCCUCCAUCAGGGUCAUAGGGUACCUGGAGUACAGUGGCUACAUUGGUACUCCUGAAGUAAGCUUACAUAAGCCCUGAUGAAGGCCAUCAGAGUUGGCCUUCCUGAGGUGGAAUUUUAAGGAACAGUCAUGGGAUGGAAAUCUGGUAGUUCUUAUGACAUCACAGCUAUUGCACAGUUACAGUGCAGGUUUAAAUGUUACAACUGAAACAUAUUUAUGACUCCAGCAACAAGCAGAUACACACACAGCUGAACUAGGACAUUUUCAUAGAGCAGUUUCUUUGAAAAAAAGUUCAGAUGAUGGAACAAGGAGAUGGGGCCCAUGCUCAGCCUAAUGAGGAGCAACCACUCUUGGCUGAAGGUGGUAACUGGGGAGAUAUGGACAACGUCUUUGAAAAUGGUGUGGAACAUGUUAUAAUAUUUUUACCACGUGAAGUUGCGAGACUUUGGGAGCCAGAGCAGCUUAACAACAACAAUGAUCACAUCAAUCAGAAUAAUUUCUUCAACAUUCGUUUUGAAAUUGAUGACAGCAACUCUGAUGAUGGACAUGAUGACAAUAAUGCUGAUGAUGAAAAUGACCACAAUUAUUGCAAUUAUAAUAAUGAUGAUCAAAAUGCUGACAGCAGCAACGAUGAAGAGGAACGCAAUGAAGCUCAUCAAGAUGAAAGUGACCUUGCUGCUGCUGAGGUUGACUAUGAAGCCAACCCGGAUGAAGGAGAAGCAGCGGAGGAUCUGCUUCCUGGAGGAUUUAGGAGACAGUUUAGAGAGGAAGACAGUGAUGAUGAGAAAAGUAAUGCAAGCCAACAGUUCCACUGGUGGGAUGAAUUUGCUGACAGCGACUCUGAAGAACAAGACUCCCUACUUGAAGGCAAUAAAGAAAGCGAUGAGGGUGAUGAAGAUGAGAGGUGAAUCCAAAAGUGACAUGCCAACCGUCACUCAGAGUGACUGAAUGGAACCUCUUUAAUAAAAAUGCAUCUUCUACUCAGUUGUCUUUUGAUUAAAUGCGAGCACUGCAACACUCUUGUUUUUAAAAAGAUAUAAAACUGCUUUUGUAAAACCAAAUUACUCUUGCAGAAUAGACGUACCAAGGUAUGGUAGUAUUCUGAUAUUU
Maylandia zebra (zebra mbuna) is the source of this 1173-nucleotide messenger RNA. Lineage: Eukaryota; Metazoa; Chordata; Actinopteri; Cichliformes; Cichlidae. The record is from RefSeq and is a predicted model, not a curated record.